AUGGAUGCUGAUGGUAGGAUCAUCUUCAUUUGGAAACCUCCAGCUGUUGUUACUUUACUCCAUCAGUCAAGACAGUCGCUUACCUGUGAGGUCUCUCUACCCUCAACGCCGAAGCUUGUUGUUACUUCUGUCUAUGCUUCUAAUCUUGCUGCUGAGAGAGUAGACUUAUGGGCUGAGCUUAUCAGCAUCCAGCAGUUAUACUCCCUCGAUACCCUUCCCUGGCUAGUCGCUGGUGACUUCAACCAGAUCACUCAUCCUCGAGAACACUCUUCUCCAUCAGUUCAAACCUCUACUUCGGCUAUGAUCCAAUUUCGAGACUCUCUUUUUCAAAUGGGUCUACUUGAUAUGCAAUUUCAAGGAUCAUACAAUACCUGGACUAAUAAAUGUCCCACUUCCCCUAUUACCAAAAAACUCGACCGUGCUUUAGUAAACCAUGAUUGGAUCAUCUCCCUUCCCCAUAGCUCAGCUGCUUUCCUACCUUAUGAAUUCUCAGACUAUUCCCCUUGCCUUAUCGACCUAGCCACUCCCCUCCCUAUAGCCGGUUCUAAACCUUUCAAAUUCUACAACUAUCUUAUCAAACACCCAUCCUUCCUCCAAACCGUGACUGAGGCCUGGAUUAUCGCCGGAAACUUUUCAACUUGUCUCUCAGAUCUCUGCUGGAAAUUAAAAUCUUUAAAGAGUGUUCUUCUAAAAAUAAAUAGUGAGAACUAUUCACAAAUUCAAGAGAGAAUUUCUUUGGUUAACAGUUUGCUUAAAGAUGUGCAGGUGCGGGCUUUGCAACAACCCUCAAUGGAGCUGUUCGAGGAAGAGAAACUGUUGCAUGAAAGAUGGUGCUUCCUGAGAACAAUUGAGGAAGCAUACUUCAAACAGAGAUCUAGAAUAAAUUGGCUGAAAGAGGGAGACCUUAACACAGCUUACUUUCAUCGUGUGGCGCUGGUUAGGAUUGCCUUCAACUCCAUCAGAUCCUUCCUGCUGCCGUCUGGUGUAAUCAUCACAGAUCCAGACGCUAUGGCUUCACUCGCGGUUACCCACUUCCAAGGAAUCUUGGGGCCUUCAGUUUUACCAUUCGUGAACACUCCUCUGCUCUGGUUCCAGGAAUUAAUACCCUAUCGUUGCUCUGAAGCUCUUACUCUCACCCUUUCUGAGUUGCCUACCUCCUCCACCAUCUCUCAAACCGUGCUAAAACUCAACCCCAAUAAGUCCCCGGGUCCGGAUGGCUUCACUUCGGGUUUCUAUAAGGCAAUGUGGAGUGUUCUGGGAGCUGUGAGCUGA
Messenger RNA from Raphanus sativus (radish), 1272 nucleotides. RefSeq lists its product as uncharacterized. The transcript has a single exon. The record is from RefSeq and is a predicted model, not a curated record. Gene Ontology annotation, molecular function: catalytic activity. The coding region runs from base 1 to 1272 and encodes 423 amino acids. NCBI's taxonomy places the organism in Eukaryota, Viridiplantae, Streptophyta, Magnoliopsida, Brassicales, Brassicaceae.